This is a messenger RNA of Corvus hawaiiensis (hawaiian crow), 1343 nucleotides long. It is a transcript of the gene HOXC10, whose product is annotated as homeobox C10. Gene Ontology annotation, biological process: regulation of transcription by RNA polymerase II. Bases 68 to 1111 code for a protein of 347 amino acids. The transcript has 2 exons. Gene Ontology annotation, molecular function: DNA-binding transcription factor activity, RNA polymerase II-specific; RNA polymerase II cis-regulatory region sequence-specific DNA binding. Gene Ontology annotation, cellular component: nucleus. The record is from RefSeq and is a predicted model, not a curated record. NCBI's taxonomy places the organism in Eukaryota, Metazoa, Chordata, Aves, Passeriformes, Corvidae.
CCCUCGCUAAAAAAAAGAUGUCAGCCCCUGGCUGGAGUAUUCCUCCUUAAAAGCCCUCUCGGAGAAAAUGUCAUGUCCCAACAAUGUGACUCCCAACUCGUUUUUGAUGGACUCGUUGAGCCGCGGGGAGAAUUUCGCCUCGGGCCAGGGGAUGUUCGGGCAGCCCGGCGGCGAUUUCGGCUGCGGGGUGAUGCGGAACUGUGGCAUCCUCCCUUCUCUCCCCAAACGCGACGAGGUUUCCCUGGGAUCCUACCCGUCCUACCUGGCUCAGCUCGACACCUGGGCCGACCCCAAAAGCGCUUUUAGGAUCGAGCAACCUGUUGCGAGGCAGCUGCCGUCCUGCUCCUUCCCGGCCAGCGUCAAGGAGGAGAAUGUCUGCUGCAUGUUCACGGCGGAAAAAAGGGCCAAGAACGCCCCCGAAGGCGCCCUGUUCCCCUCCCCGCUGCCCGAAUCGUGCCUGGGCGAGCACGAGGUGCCCGUGCCCAGCUACUACCGAGCCGGCCAAGGUUACCCCUCCCUGGAGAAGGCGCAGAAUUGCGGCAAUUCCGCCGAUUUCGAGGCGACUUUUGAAGCCCGGGCGAGCCUGAGCGCCAGGAACGAGCAUCUGGAAGCGGCUCCGCCGCCUCCUCCGCCUCCUCCGCCCGUGGUGGAGCGAAUUUCGCCCAAAUUCCAAGGGAAUUUCCCCGAAAACGCCGCCGCGGAGCAGCCGCCGAGCGAAAUUAAAACGGAAAAAAGCGGCGCCGCUGGAAAAGGCGGCGCGGCCGAGGCGGAGAAGGAGCUGAAUAAAAGCACCGACACCACCAGCACCGAUAAUUCCGACAGCGAGGCGAAAGAGGACAUAAAGGCGGAGAACGCCACAGGAAAUUGGCUGACGGCAAAGAGCGGAAGAAAGAAGAGGUGUCCGUACACCAAGCACCAGACGCUGGAGCUGGAGAAGGAGUUUCUGUUCAAUAUGUACUUGACCCGAGAGCGCCGCCUGGAGAUCAGCAAGAGCAUCAACCUGACGGACAGGCAGGUCAAAAUCUGGUUCCAAAACCGCCGCAUGAAGCUCAAGAAGAUGAACAGGGAGAACCGGAUCCGCGAACUCACCUCCAAUUUUAAUUUCACCUGAGUCGCGUCCUCAGCGCCCGGAACCGCCCGCGAUUUGUGUUUUUUUUUGUUUUUGUUUUUUUUUUUUUUUUGGGGGGUGGGGGGGUGUUUAGUCUCUAUUUUAUUAUUAUUUUAUUAUUUUAUUGUUAUUUUAUUUUAAUCGCCCCUCGGGUAGAAAGGCGACGCGCCCACCGGAAAAGAAGAAAAAAAAACAAAAAACAAAAAAACCCACCCCGAUCCCAAAACGACUGAAA